This is a messenger RNA of Coprinopsis cinerea okayama7#130, 1491 nucleotides long. RefSeq names its product 8-amino-7-oxononanoate synthase. Gene Ontology annotation, biological process: biosynthetic process. The record is from RefSeq and is a predicted model, not a curated record. NCBI's taxonomy places the organism in Eukaryota, Fungi, Basidiomycota, Agaricomycetes, Agaricales, Psathyrellaceae. The coding region runs from base 1 to 1491 and encodes 496 amino acids. Gene Ontology annotation, molecular function: pyridoxal phosphate binding. The transcript has 4 exons.
AUGUUGAAUACCUCAAAGAACGGCGAAUCCGCCCUCGCAUCUCGGGAAAAGCGAUUGAUAAGGCGCAGAUUGCCAGAUCCCAAUUUGCAUAUCUCCGCUUCUUCCUCUUCCAUCACAUCCAACAGCAGCAACAACAACGACAACAAUGCCAAACCGCAAUCCAUCAUCGACUUUACAUCCAACGACUACCUCUCGCUCUCUCUCUCCCCGCUCCUCCGCGCGCACUUCCUCCACAAACUCACCACCGCACCCGACAUCCUCGGUUCAGGCGGCUCCCGUCUCCUCGUAAACACACCCACGCACCAAUCCCUCGAAAACCGCCUACGCGAAUUCUUCCACUCUCCCGCCGCCUUACUCUUCAACUCGGGCUUUGACGCCAACGUCGGGUUCUUCGCGUGCGUCCCGCAGGAGGGCGAUGCGAUUGUGUAUGACGAAUAUAUACACGCUUCGGUGCAUGAUGGGAUGAGGAGUUCGAGGGUGGAUCCCAAGCUGCGGCUUUCAUUUGCGCAUAACAACCUACGUGACCUUAGGAGGGUUCUGGAAUCCCUCCUCCAAGCACAAACACCCGAUUCAGAUUAUGGAAGACGGUUUAGAGAAGGCCGGAGUACGGUCUUUUUAUCCGUCGAGUCGCUCUACUCGAUGGACGGGACGUUUGCGCCUCUCAGGGAGAUGGUGGGGUUGCUGGAGGAGGUGUUUCCGAGGGGGAACGCGUAUUUGGUGGUGGAUGAGGCGCAUGCGACGGGGGUGUAUGGACCGGCGGGACGUGGGAGGGUGGCGAUGGCGGGGUUGGAGGGGCAUGAGAGGGUGCUGGCGCUGCUUGUGACGUUUGGGAAGGCGUUGGCUGCUACCGGUGCGGUGAUCCUCACCACCCCGCUAAUCAAAGACUAUCUCCUCAACUACGCCCGCUCGCUCAUCUACACCACCUCGCUCAGCUCAGCCGCUAUCAUCGCCGCCGACGCUUCAUUCGACAUGCUGCAAAACGGUGUAGCCGACCAACUAGCGAAGAAACUGUUCAGUCUCUCGACGUACCUCGUUGAGACGCUGCAGAGAAAGUUGGAGGAGAGGGGUGUACCGAGGAGUGUGGUGGGGUUGCCGGGGCAUUUGGUUGAUUGGGAGUCUACUGUUAUUUCCUCGCCGUCCCCGCUCGAGUCAGCAUCUCGGCCUGAACUACCGAAUACAAAAGACCCAACACCCAUCAUCCCACUCCUCACACCCCACCCGCGGCCGCUCUCCGCUUACCUCCUUACCCACCUACGAAUUAAUGCUAGGCCUAUCACUUGGCCUACGGUUCCGAAGGGUAAAGAUCGCGUACGCAUAUGUCUGCACGCGGGGAACACGAAGGAGGAGGUGGAUAGGUUGGUUAAGGGUGUUGUGGAGUGGGCGGAGAGUGUUAUUCGGGAGGAACGGAACCAGGGGGUAGUCAAGGGACGGAGGGGAAAUGGAGGUGUGGGAGGUGUGGGAUCUGAAGUCGCUGUUGCUAGUAAACUCUAA